CCGGAUUUUUACCUUGCCAGGGGUCAAGCCGCCCGCCCACAUCUAUGCCGUGAGCCAAAUAAAUAGUCGAAACCUCCCAGGGCCGUCCGGUCUUAAUACGCUUGCUUGCCCUUUCGGUUUUGUUAUAUCCUCUUCCUAUCGAUAGCGAUAGUUUGCUAUAGUGAUUCAAUUUUCUGCCGAGAAAUCAAAGUAAACAAUGAAAAUCUUUGUGAAGACUCUCAAAGGAUCCCACUUCGAGCUCCAAGUGGAACCAGAACAUACGAUUGCUGAUGUGAAGAAGAACAUAGAGACUGUUCAAGGAUCAAAUGUUUAUCCUGCUAGCAAGCUGAUGCUUAUCCACCAGGGGAAAGUUCUCAAAGAUGGCACAACUCUGGAGGAGAAUAAAGUUGCUGAAAACAACUUCGUUGUCGUCAUGAUGGCAAAAGAGUAAGAGCACACCUGGAGAAGGUUCAGCAUCUGCUACACCUGCAGCCAAGGAAACACAGGUUACCAGCAACCCACCUGCCAGCUCAACUCCAGCUUCUACAACUACAACUACAACUACUGCGCCAACUCCUACCCCUGUUGCAACCCCAGCCCCUGCACCUUUGGCAACUGCUGGAUCAGGAGAUGUCUAUGGUCAGGCAGCUUCUAGUUUGGUUGCAGGAAACAACCUUGACGUAGCUAUCCAACAGAUUCUUGAUAUGGGUGGGGGAAGCUGGGACAGGGACACUGUUGUUCGGGCUUUGCGUGCUGCUUAUAACAAUCCUGAGAGGGCUGUUGAAUAUUUAUAUUCUGGUAUUCCUGAGUCAGCUGAAGUCCCUCCUGUGGGAGGUGGUAAUGUACCUACAGAGCAAGCUACAAACCAGACUGCUCUGCCUCAGCAAGCGACACAACCUGUGAAUGUUCCUUCAAGUGUUCCAAAUGCAAAUCCUCUAGAUUUAUUUCCGCAGGGUCUUCCAAGCAUGGGUUCCAAUACAGGAGGUGCACAGUCCUUGGAUUUCUUGCGCAAUAGCCCGCAGUUUCAAGCCUUGAGAACAAUGGUCCAAGCAAACCCACAAAUCUUACAGCCCAUGCUUCAAGAAUUGGGAAAACAGAAUCCUCAAUUAAUGAGGCUUAUACAGGAGCAUCAGGCUGAUUUUCUUCGCCUCAUCAAUGAGCCUGCUGAAGGAGGAGAAGGCAACGUACUUGGGCAGCUUGCAGCAGCAAUGCCCCAGGCGAUACAAGUAACACCUGAGGAGCGUGAGGCAAUUGAACGUCUCGAAGCGAUGGGAUUUGAUCGAGCACUUGUACUGCAAGUAUUCUUUGCUUGCAACAAGAACGAAGAGUUGGCUGCCAACUAUCUGUUGGAUCACAUGAAUGAGUUUGAGUAAUGAUGGAAAAAAUUGAGUUUCGAUUAAUUGUUAUAGUAAUUUUCCUUUCUCGUGCUAAUGGUACACACGCAUUAGCUUCCCAUUCAGCAUUUUGUGGUUUCCGUGUGCAUUGUAACUAUAUUUCUGUGGUUGAAUUUCGAGUGAUUUUGUGUUAUAAACAUAUGUCGAACAUAGAUUAUUAAUGUGUACCAGUAGUAUUUUCAAAUAUUGUCUUUUAAAUUCCGUUUAAAGUUUGUUGACGCCAUUACACAAGUUGAAUUGGCUUGUCUUUAUAUUUCGAGGUGUGAAUUGCAAGUUUAUUGGUAGUACCUCUUGCAGAC
Molecule: messenger RNA, 1672 nt
Organism: Cuscuta epithymum
Lineage: Eukaryota; Viridiplantae; Streptophyta; Magnoliopsida; Solanales; Convolvulaceae
Source: the annotation of a GenBank genome assembly